Molecule: messenger RNA, 1287 nt
Organism: Nicotiana tabacum (common tobacco)
Lineage: Eukaryota; Viridiplantae; Streptophyta; Magnoliopsida; Solanales; Solanaceae
Product: 5-OH-xanthotoxin synthase
Molecular function (GO): oxidoreductase activity, acting on paired donors, with incorporation or reduction of molecular oxygen; iron ion binding; heme binding
Source: RefSeq, a predicted model, not a curated record
GAUUGCUAGGGGAAAAUGGUCAUUCUCAAGAUUUAAUUAUGAGCCUAUGAUUUUUCUACGUCACCGUCAUGGCCUAUAUGUCAGUCGGAUAUCAGUUACAUCAAGAUCCGUAUAACCUUAAUAUGUUUUAGAGAUUCUUGUUGUAAUUGAAAAGAAUCAAAGAAAAAGAUCAGUGGUUUGCAGAGGUUGAGGGAAAAAUUAACAAAAUGAUACUCUUUCUAAUCUUUGCAGCCUUUCCUAUCAUUCUUAUUUUCCUUCUUCUUAAAGCCAAAAAGGGUGGAAAAACUAAUCUGCUACCAGGUCCUAUAGGGCUUCCAUUCAUUGGAAAUUUGCAUCAAUAUGAUACUUUGAAAGGAAGAGAUUCAAUUUUCUUUUAGAAGAAUCUGGAGCAAUGAUGGCUAGUUUCUUUGUGUCUGAUUUUUUCCCUUCUUUAAGCUGGAUUGAUAAACUUACUGGAGUUACAGCUCGACUUGAGAAGAUUUUCAAUGAUUUGGAUGAGUUUUAUAAAGAACUCAUUGAGCAGCAUCUUAAUCCCAAUAGGCCAAAAUCCAUGGAAGGAGAUAUUCUUGAUAUUCUGCUCCAAUUGAAGAAAGAGAAAUCAACACCAAUUGAUCUCACUUUGGAGGAUAUAAAAGCACUUGUCAUGAAUGUGUUACUAGCAGGAUCAGACACUAGCGCAGCUGCAGUAGUAUGGACAAUGACAGCCCUCAUGAAGAAUCCAAAAGCUAUGAAGAAAGUCCAAGAAGAAAUCAGAAAAUCAGUUGGAAAGAAAAGCAAUAUUGUGACUGAAGAUGAUAUCCAAAAUCUUCCCUAUUUCAAAGCAGUGAUAAAGGAGUCUUUUAGAUUGUACCCACCAGUUCCAGUCCUACUGCCAAGAGAAUCAAUGGAAAAAUCCACACUAGAACAGUAUGAAAUUCAGCCGGGAACCAUAAUUCAUGUUAAUUCAUGGGCUAUACUAAGGGAUCCUGAAAUAUGGGAAAAUUCAGAACAAUUUAUAGCUGAAAGAUUCUUGAAUAGCAAUAUUGAUUUUAAGGGCCAUGACUUUGAUUAUAUUCCAUUUGGAGCUGGAAGAAGAGGAUGCCCAGGGAUAGCACUUGGAGUUGCAUCCAUGGAACUUGCAUUAUCAAAUCUUCUUUAUGCAUUUGAUUGGGAGUUACCUUGUGGGAUGAAAAAAGAGGACAUUGACACGGAUGUUAAGCCUGGAAUUACCAUGCAUAAGAAAAAUGAACUUUGCCUUAUCCCUAAAAAUUAUUUGUAGAUUUUCUACUCGAAUUAAGUAUAAUAACA